Molecule: messenger RNA, 1563 nt
Organism: Clarias gariepinus (North African catfish)
Lineage: Eukaryota; Metazoa; Chordata; Actinopteri; Siluriformes; Clariidae
Gene: hmgb1a
Product: high mobility group box 1a
Exons: 5
Coding region: 151-762 (203 amino acids)
Biological process (GO): regulation of transcription by RNA polymerase II
Cellular component (GO): nucleus
Molecular function (GO): DNA binding, bending
Source: RefSeq, a predicted model, not a curated record
CAGCUUGGUGGUAGCCAAUAGGACAUGAGCCCGACUAAGAGUAAUGUUACAGAGCCGAGAGCAGAGUGAGAAGACUGCGUAUCGCUAUUACCUCCACACAGCCAUUGCAGUACAUUGAGAAUCAGCAGCAGCCUUUGGAAUAUCAGAAAGAUGGGGAAAGACCCAACCAAACCAAGAGGCAAAAUGUCCUCUUAUGCCUAUUUUGUCCAGACCUGUAGAGAGGAACAUAAGAAGAAACACCCUGACACAUCAGUCAACUUCUCAGAAUUUUCUAAAAAGUGCUCUGAGCGGUGGAAGACUAUGUCAGCCAAGGAAAAGGGCAAGUUUGAAGAUAUGGCCAGACUUGACAAAGCACGUUAUGAGAGGGAGAUGAAGAACUAUGUUCCUCCCAGAGGUGAAAAAAAGAAGAGGUUUAAGGACCCCAAUGCUCCCAAGAGACCCCCGUCGGCCUUUUUUAUUUUUUGUGCGGAGUAUCGGCCCAAGGUGAAAGAGGAGACCCCAGGUCUGUCUAUUGGAGAUGUGGCUAAGAAACUUGGUGAGAUGUGGAACAAAACGUCUGCUGAGGAGAAGCAGCCUUAUGAGAAGAAGGCAGCCAAACUGAAGGAGAAAUAUGAGAAGGACAUUGCUGCAUAUCGAAAAGGAAAAGUUGUAGGGGGUGCUGCCAAAGCUCCUACCAAACCGGACAAAGUGGAUGAUGACGAUGAUGACGACGAAGACGAUGAUGAUGACGACGACGACGAUGAUGAUGAGGAUGAUGAGUAAAUUGGUUACAAAGAAGAGCUUGGAUUCUUGUUUAUAAAAGCAUUUAACCCCUGUACACACUUAACUAUGGCCAUCGAAUAGGCAAAUGUGGAAAAGUAAAAUGAGAAAAAAAAAAAAAAAGUUAAGAUAGUGUAUAUGAUAUUGUUUUUAAGCUGUACAGUUCCCCUUUUGUAUAGUAACACUACAAAAGUGUAAUGUGUUUGUCUCUCCUCUUAUUCACUCCUGUUUCCCAAUACUUGGAAUUUCUUUCUCUCUUUUAUUUUUAUUUUUUUUUAUUUGAGGGUAAUGGUAGUCACUAAAGCCAUGAUUUUUUUUCCCAUUAAAGUAUAGGUUUUUUUUUUGUUGUUGUUUAUUUGGGAGGGCAGGGCCGCAAAUUUAUUUUACUUGGAAUUGGAAGUUGCACAACACACAACCUAGGUUAAAUGUGAGGUUGUAGUUCAGAACCUUGUUCUUUUAUUCUUUUACAUCACUAUUGUUAGUAAAAUGCAGUAUCAAUUAUUUUACUGUGCUUUAAAUACCACUGUAAUUGCCACAAUGACUUAAAUAAGUAAGAAAAUGCAAUUAAGUUGACAUUCUGGUAUGCUUCUGACAUCAAUAAACUUUUUUUUUUUUUUUUUAAUAAAAGUGGUUUCAGUUCUUUACUUUGCAACAUUUGACUGGUGUCUUGAAUAAACUGAAUUUAGUGUUUGUGUAUUUGUGUUGUGUGUUAUGUCAAGUAGAAUUUUAUCAUUUGUAUCUUGUUUACCAACUACCUGCUUGAUGUAGGAAAUAAAGUACAUACUGCCACCCAGUGGCACCAAA